AUGGAUAAAAUUAAAAAAGAAAGUAUGAGCAAGAGUUUUUGUAAAGGAGUAAUUGACUUAACAAUCGAUUCUUCCUCAGAAUCUGAUUUUCAAGUUAUUGAAUUAGACUAUUUGGGAGUUGAUAUAAUGACUUAUCUAAAAUAG
Messenger RNA from Racocetra fulgida, 144 nucleotides. Lineage: Eukaryota; Fungi; Glomeromycota; Glomeromycetes; Diversisporales; Gigasporaceae. The record is from the annotation of a GenBank genome assembly.